AUGGACGGUCAGUCUCAGAUCCCCGGUGGUGGACAGAUGGACGGUCAGUCUCAGAUCCCCGGUGGUGGACAGAUGGACGGUCAGUCUCAGAUCCCCGGUGGUGGACAGAUGGACGGUCAGUCUCAGAUCCCCGGUGGUGGACAGAUGGACGGUCAGUCCCAGAUCCCCGGUGGUGGACAGAUGGACGGUCAGUCUCAGAUCCCCGGUGGUGGACAGAUGGACGGUCAGUCUCAGAUCCCCGGUGGUGGACAGAUGGACGGUCAGUCUCAGAUCCCCGGUGGCGGACAGAUGGACGGUCAGUCUCAGAUCCCCGGUGGUGGACAGAUGGGCGGUCAGUCUCAGAUCCCCGGUGGUGGACAGAUGGGCGGUCAGCCUGAGAUCUCCGGUGGUGGACAGAUGGACGGUCAGUCUCAGAUCCCCGGUGGUGGACAGAUGGACGGUCAGUCUCAGAUCCCCGGUGGUGGACAGAUGGACGGUCAGUCUCAGAUCCCCGGUGGUGGACAGAUGGACGGUCAGUCUCAGAUCCCCGGUGGUGGACAGAUGGACGGUCAGUCCCAGAUCCCCGGUGGUGGACAGAUGGACGGUCAGUCUCAGACCCCCGGUGGUGGACAGAUGGACGGUCAGUCUCAGAUCCCCGGUGGUGGACAGAUGGACGGUCAGUCUCAGAUCCCCGGUGGUGGACAGAUGGACGGUCAGUCUCAGAUCCCCGGUGGUGGACAGAUGGACGGUCAGUCUCAGAUCCCCGGUGGCGGACAGAUGGACGGUCAGUCUCAGAUCCCCGGUGGCGGACAGAUGGACGGUCAGUCUCAGAUCCCCGGUGGUGGACAGAUGGACGGUCAGUCUCAGAUCCCCGGUGGUGGACAGAUGGGCGGUCAGCCUGAGAUCCCCGGUGGUGGACAGAUGGACGGUCAGUCUCAGAUCCCCGGUGGUGGACAGAUGGGCGGUCAGCCUGAGAUCCCCGGUGGUGGACAGAUGGACGGUCAGUCUCAGAUCCCCGGUGGUGGACAGAUGGACGGUCAGUCUCAGAUCCCCGGUGGCGGACAGAUGGACGGUCAGUCUCAGAUCCCCGGUGGUAGACAGAUGGACGGUCAGUCUCAGAUCCCCGGUGGUGGACAGAUGGGCGGUCAGUCUCAGAUCCCCGGUGGUGGACAGAUGGACGGUCAGUCUCAGAUCCCCGGUGGUGGACAGAUGGACGGUCAGUCCCAGAUCCCCGGUGGCGGACAGAUGGACGGUCAGUCUCAGAUCCCCGGUGGUGGACAGAUGGACGGUCAGUCUCAGAUCCCCGGUGGUGGACAGAUGGACGGUCAGUCCCAGAUCCCCGGUGGCGGACAGAUGGACGGUCAGUCUCAGAUCCCCGGUGGUGGACAGAUGGACGGUCAGUCUCAGAUCCCCGGUGGUGGACAGAUGGACGGUCAGUCUCAGAUCCCCGGUGGUGGACAGAUGGACGGUCAGUCUCAGAUCCCCGGUGGUGGACAGAUGGGCGGUCAGUCUCAGAUCCCCGGUGGUGGACAGAGGGACGGUCAGUCUCAGAUCCCCGGUGGUGGACAGAUGGACGGUCAGUCUCAGAUCCCGGUGGUGGACAGAUGGACGAUGGACGGUCAGUCUCAGAUCCCCGGUGGUGGACAGAUGGACGGUCAGUCUCAGAUCCCCGGUGGUGGACAGAUGGACGGUCAGUCUCAGAUCCCCGGUGGUGGACAGAUGGACGGUCAGUCUCAGAUCCCCGGUGGUGGACAGAUGGACGGUUAG
This is a messenger RNA of Amphibalanus amphitrite, 1746 nucleotides long. Its product is annotated as glutenin, high molecular weight subunit DX5-like. NCBI's taxonomy places the organism in Eukaryota, Metazoa, Arthropoda, Thecostraca, Balanomorpha, Balanidae. Bases 1 to 1746 code for a protein of 581 amino acids. The transcript has 2 exons. The record is from RefSeq and is a predicted model, not a curated record.